UGCGUGCGUGACUUCCGCAACAAGGAAAAUGGCUACCGAAGGAUUAACAAACCCCUAUGAAGGAAUAAAGAAGAAAGUUGAAAUUGAUGGGAAAAGUUUCUCCUUCUUUAAUUUGGCAGAUCUCAAAGAUGCCAGAUAUGAAAAAUUGCCAUUUUCGAUUCGAGUUUUAUUGGAGUCAGCGGUGAGAAAUUGUGACGAGUUUCAAGUGCAGAAGAGAGAUGUGGAGAACAUUCUGGACUGGGAUAAAAAUCAGGGACAGAGUGUGGAGAUCCCAUUCAAACCGGCCAGGGUGAUCUUACAGGACUUCACUGGCGUACCAGCUGUGGUAGAUUUUGCUGCCAUGAGGGAUGCUGUGAAGAGACUGGGGGGAAAUCCAGAGAAAAUAAACCCCAUCUGUCCAGCAGACCUGGUGAUUGACCACUCCAUUCAGGUGGACGUGUCACGCAGUAUAUUGAAAUAUUCUCCCAACCCUGGAGGAGGUCAAAGUUCAGGGGUUCAGGGGUCACAGAGGUCAACCUGCAACCUGUGUCUUGACCCUCGGUCUCCCAUCUCCGAUCACAUAUGCCCCUUUCACAAGCAGAAGACACAGGGUGCAGAUGCUCUGGAACAAAAUCAAGAGCUGGAGUUUGAGAGAAAUAGAGAAAGAUUUGUGUUUCUAAAGUGGGGAGCCACAGCCCUGAAGAACAUGCUGAUCGUCCCCCCGGGGUCAGGCAUCGUCCACCAGGUAAACCUGGAAUACCUGGCCCGGGUCGUCUUCAAUGAGGGGGGUCUGCUGUACCCUGACAGCCUGGUGGGGACGGACUCCCACACCACCAUGAUUAACGGACUAGGGGUGGUGGGCUGGGGUGUGGGGGGUAUAGAAGCGGAGGCAGUAAUGCUGGGACAGGCCAUCAGUAUGGUGUUACCAGAGGUGGUAGGGUACAAACUGACCGGCAAGGUGGACCACCUAGUGACCUCAACUGAUGUUGUCCUGACUGUUACCAAGCACUUGAGACAGAUCGGAGUGGUGGGAAAGUUUGUGGAGUUUUAUGGACCUGGAGUGUCCGAGCUGUCCAUCGCUGACCGCGCCACGAUCUCCAACAUGUGUCCGGAAUACGGCGCCACCGUGGGGUUCUUCCCAGUGGACGAGAAAAGCCUGGAGUACCUCAGACAGACAGGGAGAUCAGAGGAAAGAAUCAAAUUUAUUGAGGAAUUCCUGAGAGAAAUCAGAAUGUUUAGGAACUACAGCAAUCCAGAGGAGGAUCCAGUAUUUUCACAGGUGGUGGAACUGGACCUGAGUACUGUUGUGUCCUGUUGUUCCGGACCUAAGCGGCCCCACGACAAGGUCGCCGUGUCCGAGAUGAAGACCGACUUCAAGGCCUGUCUGGAUAACAAGAUAGGAUUCAAGGGUUUCGCAAUACCAACUGAUAAGCAGGAUACAAAAGUUCCCAUUGUGUUCGACAACAAAGAGUACAUCCUGUCACAUGGUUCUGUUGUCAUAGCGGCAGUCACCAGCUGUACCAACACCAGUAAUCCUAGUGUCAUGCUGGGGGCUGGAAUAUUGGCUAAGAAGGCAGUAGAGGCGGGGCUAAGUGUCAAACCUUACAUCAAAACCAGUCUGUCUCCAGGAAGUGGAGUCGUCACCUACUACCUCAGGGAAAGUGGAGUCACCCCUUACCUAGAGAAGCUAGGGUUUGACAUUGUGGGAUAUGGUUGUAUGACAUGUAUUGGUAACAGUGGUCCUCUACCUGAACCCGUGUCUGAAGGCAUAGAAAAGGGUGACCUGGUAGCCUGUGGUGUUCUGUCAGGGAACCGAAAUUUUGAGGGGAGGAUCCAUCCACUCACCAGAGCUAAUUACCUCGCCUCACCACCCCUAGUCAUCGCAUAUGCCCUUGCUGGAACCGUCCUUAUCGAUUUUGAAAAAGAUCCCCUAGGUACUAAUCCUGAAGGCAAGCCAGUUUAUCUGAGAGAUAUUUGGCCAACAAGAGAAGAAAUCCAAGCAGUGGAGAAAGAAUUUGUUGUCCCUGCAAUGUUUACUGAUGUCUACUCAAGAAUCCAGCAAGGAAACAAACGCUGGAACUCCUUAGUAGCUCCUGAAGGCAUGCUUUAUCCAUGGGACGAGAAGUCAACCUAUAUUAAGUCACCACCUUUCUUUGAGAACAUGGGUAAAGAAGUCGCUAAACUAGAAAGCAUCAAAGAUGCCCACGUUUUACUUAACUUGGGAGAUUCCGUGACCACGGAUCACAUAUCCCCUGCUGGCAGUAUCGCUAGAAACAGCCCCGCAGCACGUUACCUAGGCAACAGAGGGUUAACCCCUCGUGAGUUUAACUCGUAUGGAUCUCGUAGAGGUAACGAUGCCGUGAUGUCCAGAGGAACCUUUGCCAAUAUUCGUCUAGUCAACAAAUUCAUGAGCAAAGCCGGUCCUAGGACCAGACACAUUCCAUCCAGUGAUGAGAUGGACAUAUUUGAUGCCUCUGAGAGGUACAAGAAGGAGGGUCGACAGGUCAUAGUUCUUGCUGGGAAGGAAUAUGGGUCAGGGUCGUCCCGGGACUGGGCCGCCAAGGGACCCUGGAUACUGGGAAUUAAGGCCGUUAUAGCAGAGAGUUAUGAACGAAUCCAUCGCAGUAACUUGGUCGGGAUGGGUAUCAUUCCGUUCCAGUACUUAGAGGGACAGACAGCCGAGACCCUGGGGCUGACUGGUACCGAGACCUACUCUGUAGACAUCCCAGAUAACCUCACCGCAGGUCAAGUGUUAGAGGUCAAGCUGAGCAACGGCAAAACAUUCCAAGUGAAGACGAGGUUUGACACAGAAGUGGAGCUGACCUACUUUAGACACGGGGGAAUCCUAAACUACAUGAUACGACGAAUGUUAUGAUAGGAUAGAAUCCACAAAACACUUCAGUGAUUCCGCGGCCAGCCCAAUCAAGACAUAGUUAUUCCUGAUGUGGACACUGAAUUAAAGAGUUGAUUGUGUAGAUAAUUUGCAUGAAUAAUUGUGACUGGGUAAUUUAUGUGGGGGGAAAGAGCUAGUUUAUAAAGGGAGAACUUUUAAGGGUAAUUGAUUCAAGAAGAAAAGGCUCAAUUCAUUGUUUUGAUUUUGUUAUGAUUGGUUUUGAUAUUUUUAUUUUUUAGUGAAUUCAACAUUGGAAAGUAAAAGGAAUUUAUUGAUAUUAUGUGUAGGAUAUGUGGUAUUUUUUUCUUGAAAAAGUAUUAUAUUGAGGGCUAUUUCUUUUUUCUUUAUGGGCAUCGUGAACAUUUUUUAGGUGCAUUAAAUAUAAGUGAAUGUUAAUGUACUUUAAAAAAAAAUAUUAUUAAUGAAGACUUUCAAAGAAUGUUUGAAUAUAUUUAAAAUGUUAGUCUUCACCAAUACUUUGUUAUGGUAACAUUUAAACAUGUAUCUGCCUGUUCAGGAAAAUUUAAAAUACACAUUAUAUAGUUGUAUACAUUUUUCUGCUUUCACCUUAAUUGAUAGUUACACUGAACGGUAUAUUUAAUUUCUCUGAUUUCUUAUCAAUUUUUCUGUAUUCUUCUCAAAAUUGAUAUCUUUGAUAUAAUUUUAUAUGUAUAGAACGUUCUUCAUCAUAUCCAUAUUUUAAAAAUCUGCCAAAAUAUGCAUUUACAAUGUAUAUGCAAUUAUAGUAAAAAAAUCUUAUUUUUAGAUUGUUCUUAAAAAUAAGCAUUUAGUUUCAGAUUUUGUUUUUCUUAGCAACAUUUUUUUCCCAAAGAAUAUCAGUGCCAUGUAAAAAGAUAAUUUCUUUCUGGUCAUUGAUUUCAAGUUUAUUUUUCAGUAUUUAUCGAAAGCAAUGUGUUUUAAAAUUAGUAUGAAUGCAAGAUGGUUGAUAUGUCGUGAUAUUUUAAAUAAUUUUUUGUGAAUUAUGAAUUUAUAAUGUGAAAACUUGAAAAUAAUGCAAGGUUUGUCAUUGUUUCCACUAGACAUUUAUAUAGAUUGUGUAGAUGAGACAGUUCCCACAAAAACGUUAAUAUAAUCAAUUCUUAGUACAUUUUAUAGAAUGAUGUGAUCAAAUUGAUUACAAUUGAACAUGUGUGUGUAAUUGAUAUUGUAAGGGGAAAAAAGUAAUAGUUUACCAGUGACUACAAAAAAAUCAGCAAUACAUUUUUAUGACAUUGUGGCAAUUAAAAAAAUCAGAUGUAUGUGAACAAAA
Messenger RNA from Saccostrea cuccullata (small rock oyster), 4142 nucleotides. RefSeq names its product cytoplasmic aconitate hydratase-like. NCBI's taxonomy places the organism in Eukaryota, Metazoa, Mollusca, Bivalvia, Ostreida, Ostreidae. Gene Ontology annotation, molecular function: 4 iron, 4 sulfur cluster binding; aconitate hydratase activity; iron-responsive element binding. Gene Ontology annotation, cellular component: mitochondrion; cytosol. Bases 29 to 2854 code for a protein of 941 amino acids. The record is from RefSeq and is a predicted model, not a curated record. Gene Ontology annotation, biological process: tricarboxylic acid cycle; citrate metabolic process. The transcript has 23 exons.